Messenger RNA from Trifolium pratense (red clover), 2676 nucleotides. Its product is annotated as probable inactive receptor kinase At5g58300. Gene Ontology annotation, biological process: protein phosphorylation. The record is from RefSeq and is a predicted model, not a curated record. NCBI's taxonomy places the organism in Eukaryota, Viridiplantae, Streptophyta, Magnoliopsida, Fabales, Fabaceae. Gene Ontology annotation, molecular function: protein kinase activity; ATP binding; protein binding. The coding region runs from base 424 to 2424 and encodes 666 amino acids. The transcript has 3 exons.
AAGUUCAAUUGAGGUCAGUGUCCAUUCUGCAUUGCCCUUUUCUUCUCUUCAAUUUUUUUUAUUUUUAUUUUUUUGUUCUUUUUGUUUAUUUUAUUAUUUUUAUACAAAAAAUGAAGUCACUUUCUUAAAUCUAGUUGUUUUUUUUAACGUUAAAAAAAUGUUUUUUUUUUUUGUUUCUCUUCAGUUGUUGUUGUAGCUGUUACUACUGUUUUUCUAUGUAUAGUUUGAAAUGCUCCUGAAUUUAAUGCAAAGUUUGUUGCUUUAUUAGUUAUUACCAAUGCUAUGCUUGUUUUCAAUGAAACCCAGUUUCAGAUUAUGAAUUCUCUAACUAUUUUAUGAGAAUUUCACUCACAACCAAAAAAACUUCAUUUUUUGCUUCAAAAAUUGCUACUACUUUACCUUGUUUGAAGCUUUGAAUUCUUAAUGCAAAGACUUGUUUCUGUGUUCUCCCAUGUUUCAUUUCAGGAAAAUAUGAAGCCUGCUGAAGUUUACUCUAAAUUUAUGUCCAUGAAGUUUUAUUCUGCUUCGGUGGCUUCUUUCCUUUUUGUCGUAGCUAUUUUGUUCCCUCUUGCUAUUGCUUCUGACCUUAGUUCGGAUAAGCAAGCCCUUCUUGAUUUUAUCAAUGCCGUGCCACACCGUCGAAACCUGACGUGGGAUCCAUCCACCUCAAUCUGUACAUCUUGGGUUGGCGUCACUUGCAAUCAAAAUGGAACUCGAGUUGCUACUGUUCGGCUCCCAGGAGUCGGUUUAGUUGGCUCAAUCCCACCCAAUACACUUGGAAAGCUUGAUGCCGUGAAAAUUAUUAGCCUUCGUUCCAACCUACUCGGUGGAAAUCUUCCUGCUGACAUUGCUUCUCUUCCAUCUCUUCAGUAUCUCUACCUUCAGCGUAAUAACAUUUCUGGUGAUAUUCCUACCUCAUUGUCACCCCAACUAGUUGUACUUGAUUUGUCUUAUAAUUCUUUCUCCGGUAGAAUUCCAAAGUCAUUACAAAAUUUGACAGAGCUAAGUAGUUUGAAUCUCCAAAACAACUCGUUAUCUGGAACCAUACCUAAUCUCAAUGUUACAAAGCUCGGUAAUUUGAAUUUAAGCUACAACAGUUUGAGUGGACCUAUCCCUUCGUCCCUCCGUGUUUAUCCUAAUUCAUCGUUUGAAGGAAACUCUCGAUUAUGUGGACCGCCUCUAAAGCCAUGCUCUACGAUUCCAUCUACACCUCCUCCUACCUCGACUCCUAUUCCAUCUGGAAAACGAAGCUCCAAAAAUAAAUUAAGUAAGAUAGCUAUCAUUGCCAUUGCGGUUGGAGGAGCAAUGCUGCUAUUUUUUGUAGUUCUUGUUAUUGUUUUUUGCUGUUUGAAGAAGGACAGUGACGAAAGCUCCGGAGAAAUUAAAGGAAAGGGUCCUAGUGGCGGCGGCGGUAGCGGUGGUAGGGGUGAUAAGCCAAAAGAAGAGUUUGGGAGUGGAGUGCAAGAACAUGAGAAGAACAAGUUGGUUUUCUUUGAAGGAAGUUCUUAUAAUUUUGAUCUUGAAGACUUGCUUAGAGCUUCAGCUGAAGUUCUUGGAAAAGGUAGCUAUGGUACCUCAUAUAAGGCUAUAUUGGAGGAAGCAAUGACGGUUGUGGUGAAGAGGUUGAAAGAAGUUGUGGUAGGCAAAAAGGAGUUUGAACAACAGAUGGAGAUUAUGGGAAGGGUUGGACAACAUGCAAAUGUUGUGCCGCUUCGCGCUUAUUAUUAUUCGAAAGAUGAAAAGCUUAUGGUUUAUGACUAUGUCCCAGCUGGCAACUUAUCCACACUCUUGCAUGGAAGUCGAUCAGGUGGUAGAACUCCAUUAGAUUGGGACUCGAGAGUAAAAAUAUCUCUUGGAACUGCAAGAGGACUUGCGCACAUCCAUUCUGUCGGAGGUACCAAAUUCACACAUGGAAAUAUCAAGUCCUCAAAUGUCCUCCUCAACCAAGAUAACGACGGCUGCAUUUCUGAUUUUGGCCUGACCUCACUUAUGAACAUUCCCGCUAACCCUUCUAGAGCUGCAGGGUAUCGCGCACCUGAGGUGAUUGAAACCCGUAAGCACUCUCAUAAAUCAGAUGUCUACAGUUUUGGUGUCCUCCUUCUCGAAUUGCUUACAGGUAAAGCGCCUCUCCAAUCUCCUGGACGCGACGAUAUGGUUGAUCUCCCUAGGUGGGUUCAGUCCGUCGUUCGGGAAGAGUGGACAGCUGAGGUUUUCGAUGUUGAGCUAAUGAGGUACCAAAACAUCGAAGAAGAAAUGGUGCAAAUGUUACAAAUUGCCAUGGCUUGUGUAGCAAAAGUGCCUGAUAUGAGACCUAACAUGGUAGAAGUGGUGAGAAUGAUCGAAGAGAUCCGGCUAUCUGACUCAGAGAACCGACCGUCUUCCGAAGAGAAUAAAUCUAAGGACUCAAAUGUUCAAACUCCAUAGAUUAAUUAACUAUGGCUUUUCUAUUAACAAGGAAGUGAUAGUAAAUGGUAUAUAAGAGUGAGUUCAAGCUUAGUCAUCAAGAUUUCUCAAACUUUAUUCAUUUCAAAACUUUUCUGUCUAAUUGUUCAGUAUAUCUCAUAGAUGGAGUUUCUUUAAUUAUUUAUUUUCUUCUAAUAGUUAGGUUGUUUUCCUUAAUUGAAUUCUUAUGUAUUAAUUAACAUCAUGAUUUAAUUGAUGAUAUUGAUUCAAGUA